GCAAAACAAUAUCGACAUGGGAGGUAAUGGAGAAGAUACGCGCGCUUAUACUGCCGGACGAAUUCGAAUCCCUGAAAGUGGCCAAAAGCACUCUGGAAUUCAUUCGGCUGGAGGGCGACCUGCGGGACCGAUGCAGGUUGCCGAGGGUGUUGGCCAGGCUGGACCUGCAGCAAUUGAAUCUCGCCGGCUUUCCCAACGUCCUCAAGGUCCGGGCGGCCGAGACGAAGGAUGACUUCCCAACGAAACACAGCUGGAACUCCUAUUUCAGGGAUGCGAAACACAUGAACGAGUUGAAGGCCGGCGAGAGACCGGACACUAUCCACAUUACCGGUCUGCCAGUUAAAUGGUUCUCCGAGGAUAACGCAAGCGUACCGAGCGAGUCGCUAGUCACGAAGAUCUUUCAGAAAUGGGGCACGUUGAGGAGACUCGACGUGCCUGCCGCGGAUCGCUACAGAUCCAGAAUGCGGCUCGGUAAUAACAUUCAUAAGUUCAGUUACGAGGACGGCUUAUUUUUCGACGUGUACGUACAGUAUGUCGAAUAUAUGGAUUUUGUCAGAGCGAUGGACGCUCUGCGUGGUAUGAAACUGUUGAAGAAAGACGGCCAGAAUUCGUUGACGGCGACAAUAAAGGUUGAUUUUGACAAGACCAAACACAUGAGCGACAGUUCGGUAUCGCAUCGGGAAUUCGAGAGAAGGCGUUUAAUAGCGCAGGACAAUUUAGCGGCGGAGAAAAUUCGAAAAAGAGAAGAAGCAGAAAAGAAACGGCAAGAGGAAUUGAAAAAAAAGGAGGAGGCAGAUUCACUAGCAAAAGUAGAUCGACAACGAACGCGGGAAGAGAAACGAAAACGAAAGGCUCUCACGAAGUUUCGUAAGCAAGAAGAGGACAAGGUUUCAAUGAAGAUCGCUAGGGAAGAACAUAAGUUGAUAAAAGCUCAACGGCAGUUGGAAAGCAUACGAUUAUUAGAUGAACUGUUUGACAGAAUAAAGACGAAAGUGGAGAAGAAAGAGAUUAAGCUGGAUCAAAACAUCGCAAAAAAGAACGAAACAAAAAAUGAUCAAACAAGUGAAAAUGCUAAGAAAGUAGAUUCGGAAAAUGACAAAAAAAAUAAGGACAAGAAGAAGAAAACAAAGAAAGAUAAAAAGAAAAAGAAAAAGCAGAAGAAAACGCAGAAAAAACGGAAAAAAGGUGAUAAUUCCGGCUCAGGUAGCACAACCGAGGAAGAAUCAGAUAAAGAGACAAAUAAGAAAAAACUGAAGAGUGUCUUGAUAAAAAACGACGGUGCGACUUCGUCUAAAGAUGCUGUGCCAGCAAAUCUUCCUUAUGACUAUUCUGAUUCGAUAUCGAUGGACAGGAUACCAAUGUUGCCGUCAAUGGCGCCAUUCCAUACGUUGAGAAUGCCGAGGUAUGCGAGAUCACAGAUGAUGCGGUCGCCAAUGUCGGGAUAUUCGAUGUCGAUCCAUCAGCCCAUGUUACCUAUGGGUAGAGGUCGGGGACGAUACGAAAUGAACUAUGCGUUGGCAAAUCCUUAUUUAUAUAAUGGACAAUACUACGAGUAUUUUACACAUCUGGUCGAGCGGGACUCGAAGCAAAAAUCGAGGAUGCGUAACCGUAAUCGAAAACCGAUAAAUAGAUCUAUCUCAAGAACGAGGACCAAGUCAAAAUCCAGGAGCGUCUCCAGAUCGCGUAGUAGAAGACGCAGCAAUUCGCGCUCCAAGAGAAGGUCGAAAUCCAGAUCACGAUCGCACAGAUCGAGAUCGCGAUCGCGCAGAUCGAGAUCACGAUCACGCAGAUCGAGAUCACGAUCGCGCAGAUCGAGAUCGCGAUCGCAUCGUUCGAAAUCGCGCUCUAGAUCGCGCAACCGCCGGAAAUCGGCAAGUAGAUCGGUCUCGAAGAGGAGAACGAGAACAAGAACAAGAUCGAACUCUAAAACAAAGCGCAAGAAAUCAUCUAGAUCAAAGUCCAACUCCAGAACGCGUCGUUCUAGAUCCAAACGAAAAUCGCGAUCCAGAAGUCGCUCCAAGUCCCGCAACAAGAAUCGUUAUAGGAGCAAGCGUGGCGAGAGAUCGUCUUCCGUCAAAGUUACGCGGGCGAAAUCACGACCCACGUCACCCAGACGCAGAUCACGCAGUAGUUCUUGGUCUAUGCCAAAGUCGCCAGGUCGUAGAAGUUGCUCGUGGUCGAGAACUGCAACCGAAAAUAAUAUUAACGAGCAAGACGUGAGCAAGGAACCUGAAAAACCUGUUCAAGAAGAAGCAACAAAGGAAACGGAAAAAGAAGAAACGCAAAAGGAAGCGAAUUGAUAGGACUUAGCAUGAUUUUGUUGAAAUAUGUCAAGAAGAAAUUUUUUAAAGAUACUGCUAUAUAGGAAAUGAUCAAAUACAAACUUUUAGUAUGUUGCAAUAAUGCGAAUAUAUCUCUAAAUUCAUUGAGUGUAGAUAGAACUUCCUUCUUGUACAAAACAUGUAAAUAAUUACGUUGUAACGCAGUCUUUUCUGUAUAUUUUUAUAUUUGAACUAACUUUUGAACAAAUUUUUUAUUCUAUACAUUUACUUAGACGACAACAUUAAUUUGAAUGAAAACAAAAUUUCGAUGAUUUAAUCAAUGUAAACUGAAAUAAUCAAUAGUGACAUAUUAAAAUAUGUAAAAAGUAUCUUCUGAUGAAAAAAAAGUUCUGUUUAUUACUUAUCGCAUUGCGAUAAAAUUCAAAGAUUUUUUAAAAAUACUUUGGAACAGAAAAACAAACGGAUAUACUCAUUAUGUAAUUGUUUCAAAUAUUUUAGUUAUCUUUAUAUAUAUGGUACAAGGUAAUUCUAGUAACUAACUGGAUUAGUAAAAUGCAAUUGCAUUUUUUUUAAAUGGAAUUAUAUACUUUUUUUAACAUAAAUAGAUUUUUUUUCAUUAUUCUGUAUAAUAGAAUUAGGAAUCGGAAAGUCAAUACUUUGCUGGAUAUUACACAUUUUGUCAAAAUUAUUACAUCAAAUACACUACCAUGACAUUCUAAAUAUCUUCCAACAAAUUUUUUUAUAUUUUUCAUAACAUUGUCAUGUUGGUCACUAAUUGUAUUGUGACUAGAUAUUUGAUACAAAUCUAUAAAGAAAAAUUGUUUUAAAUCCGCAUUCCUCCACUUUAGCCUUGUUCACCUGAUUUGAAUCCCCUUGAUGUUUUCUUUAUAGAGGUAUUUAAAAGAUAACGUGUAUUCACAAAUUAGAAAAUGUGUUAGUCAAGCACUUAAUGUAAUAAAGUAAUUUUCUAAUAUAAAAUGUGUAAUAACUGACAAGUAUUAACCUUCCGAUUACCUUAUCUUAUUCUUUUAUAUAUAUAAUAAUAGAAAGAAUCGAUUUAUGUUAAAAAAGAGCAUGAUUCCAUUUUAAAAAAAGUGCGUUGCAUCUUGUAUACAUCACUGCAUUAUUCGAAAAAAUAUAAUCACGUAAUAGUAGAUCUGUCUCAUACUAAAUAAACAGUAAUAGCUUCUAUUUUACCAUGUUUUUCUAUCUUGACUUAAGAAAGAGCUAUAACCUGGUCCAGUUACUAGAAUCAUUCUGUAUAUAAAAAUUCUUGUUGGAUGUACUAGCCAGCUAUACUUCGUACUCUUAUUGAAAUUGCAACGAGAUAAAUUCGAGAGAAACGGAGUAAAACGUGUCUCUAGAGAAAUUAUAUCGAUACGGGAAGUGUUCAAUUCAACACACAUGAAAACCAAUGGCAUGCAUACAUAUAGACACAUUUAAAAAGACAAAUACAGUUUAUUACAAACA
This is a messenger RNA of Temnothorax curvispinosus, 3752 nucleotides long. RefSeq names its product serine/arginine repetitive matrix protein 2-like. The annotation marks the transcript as partial. The record is from RefSeq and is a predicted model, not a curated record. NCBI's taxonomy places the organism in Eukaryota, Metazoa, Arthropoda, Insecta, Hymenoptera, Formicidae. The transcript is spliced from 7 exons.